Molecule: messenger RNA, 213 nt
Organism: Clonostachys solani
Lineage: Eukaryota; Fungi; Ascomycota; Sordariomycetes; Hypocreales; Bionectriaceae
Source: the annotation of a GenBank genome assembly
UACUCCGUCUUCAUCGGCCUCGUUGUCGUCGUCGCGCUUUGCGUAGCGUCUUGGUUCCUCUCUCCCAAGGGCGAGAAUCAAGUCCUGUGGCGUUCUUCCCUCAUCCUCUCCGUCGUAAGCUGCUAUCUCAUGUGGGCUAUUACGUUCCUCGCCCAGCUUCACCCCCUCAUCGAACCCCGAAAAGCCCUGAGCGAGGAAUUCUGGGAGCAUUAG